GUGAAACCAUGAACGAGACGACGUCAAACGAAGACAGUUCCGCCCAUUUUGACCAUCCCACAGGUCUUCGACUAUAUGUUGUGUUCCUGGCCUUGGCACUCUCCGUCCUCAUUGUCGGUUUGGAUGCAAGCAUUAUCGCAACUGCAACCCCACGUAUUACAGAUACUUUCAGCUCUCUCUCCGACGUGGGAUGGUAUGGAUCUUCAUAUCUGCUCACCGCUUGCACUUGUCAACUGGCAUACGGUCGGGUCUACCAGCUAUGCUCCAUCAAAUGGGUAUUCAUGAGCGCCGUCUUGAUUUUUGAGGUCGGGAGUCUGAUUACAGCUCUGGCGCCAACAUCGAGUGCCGUAAUCGUUGGUCGGGCAAUAUCUGGGCUUGGGUUUGCGGGAAUUGGGACUGGUUCCUUGAUUAUUAUUGCAUAUGCAGUACCCUUGCAACGACGAGCAUUUUUCACCGGGAUCAUUGGAGCUAUGGAAGGAAUAGGCUUCAUCGUUGGCCCUUUACUUGGUGGUGUUCUUACGACCCGCCUUUCAUGGCGAUGGUGUUUCUGGAUAAACCUUCCUGUCGGGGCAAUCACUGCGAUAGUAAUUGGGUUCUUCUUUCGGCCUCCUCGACAGCAGCCCACUCCGACAUUUACGCAGGAUCUUAAAGAGUUUGAUUGGCUUGGAACGUUCACAUGUGUUCCUUCCAUUCUUUGCCUGCUCCUCGCCCUUCAGUGGGGAGGGUCGAAGUACCAGUGGCACGACUUCCGCAUCAUACUUCUUUUCGUUCUUUUUGGACUUCUUCUCAUUGCCUUUACUGCAGUUCAGAGAUUCUCGAAAGCCACAGCAACCAUAUCUUCCAGAAUCGCCAGAUCACGGAGCAUUCUCUUUGGUGCAUCGUUCGCCUUUUCCCUCUCUGCGGCGUUAGCAAUCUUCAGUUACUAUCUGCCACUGUGGUUUCAGGGCAUUAAGAACGCUUCUGCUGAAGCUUCUGGUGUUAUGCUCUUGCCAGUAAUACUUGGUAUGAUUGUCGGAUCCAUCGUUGCCGGUAGCAUCGUCACCUAUAUUGGGUAUUAUUUACCUUUCAUGGUUCUCAGUGGUAUUUUGACACCAAUUGCGGCGGGGUUGUUCACAAGCCUGUCCGUCAACUCGCCAAAAUCCGUUUGGAUCGGAUACUCAGCCCUUGCUGGAUUCGGGGCUGGGUUGGGCUUCCAACAGCCAAUCUUGGCAGCCCAAACUGUUCUUGAUCAGGAUGAUGUUGCGAUGGGUACCUCUAUCAUGAUCUUUGCGCAGACUCUUGCCGGAGCAAUUUUCGUUUUGAUCCAAAAUUUGAAGAAGGAGGUACCACAGAUCAACCCAGAUUUGGUCCUCGAGAUCGGAGCUACGAAUUUGAGAGCUGCUAUCCCUGCACAAUUGCUCGAUGCUGUGCUGAAAGCAUACAACAAAGCUAUCACGCGCACUUUUUAUGCAGCGGUGGCAAUGUCUGCCCUGGCAUUUGUUCUUUCAUUCGGCAUGGAGCUGAAAUCAACCAAAAAGGUUGCACAUGAUUUUCGAAGGCAGUUCUCUCCUUGCGAAGAAGCCAGUGUCUAUGCUAUCCCAAUGUAA
Messenger RNA from Hyaloscypha bicolor E, 1586 nucleotides. Its product is annotated as MFS general substrate transporter. Gene Ontology annotation, molecular function: transmembrane transporter activity. The coding region runs from base 9 to 1586 and encodes 525 amino acids. The transcript has 7 exons. The record is from RefSeq and is a predicted model, not a curated record. Gene Ontology annotation, biological process: transmembrane transport. Lineage: Eukaryota; Fungi; Ascomycota; Leotiomycetes; Helotiales; Hyaloscyphaceae.